Messenger RNA from Zychaea mexicana, 987 nucleotides. RefSeq lists its product as uncharacterized. The transcript has 6 exons. Lineage: Eukaryota; Fungi; Mucoromycota; Mucoromycetes; Mucorales; Lichtheimiaceae. The coding region runs from base 1 to 987 and encodes 328 amino acids. The record is from RefSeq and is a predicted model, not a curated record.
AUGAGUCACCAAGUUACUAAAGGUGUUCUCCAAUCUAUUGACCAAAAUAUAACAAGUGGUAGUAGACAUCAUUCAAACAAAGUCAGUGAAACCAACACAACUAGUAGUGAGGAAACCACUGAACAUGCUACUAUCAAGGUACCUUCAAUUCAAGAUCGAUAUCGACUUGGGGAGACCGACGUUUCAAUCCAUUUUUAUGCAUUUCAACUUGUGUCGAAGAAUAAUUACAAGGAAUUACUCAUGGAAACCCAUAUUCAGCAAAUCUUGGCAUUGUCUUCAAUAUUCUUGGUCCAAAAAGACAAGUACAAUGACGAUUUAAAGGCAAUAAUAGGAAAAAAGACACUGGAUGCUAUUGACGACAAACUCCAAAAACAAUACAACACUGGUCGAUAUAGUGGGGAUGCCUUCGAUCCAGAGUUAGCAGAAAAGAUUAGACAAGUAGUCAAGUGUGUCAAGAAUAAAAAAGCUACUCGAUUGGAUGGUGUUAUCGAUUUACUUACGUUGUCCAAGAAUAAAAAUAAUAUUGAAAAGAAAUUGAUCAAGUCUAUUGCAAACUUGACAAGCACCACUAACCAGGAGUGCAAGGAUUCGUUGGCUAAGGGCUCCAUCACAAGUCAACGUCCAGAUUCCUGUGUUAGCGAAUUGAAUGGCCUUUAUUUUGGAUCGUCACUUGGCUAUGUUGAAAUCAUACGAUUACUUUUUUUUAUCAACGAACUCCAGGCCGAUGGAAUGUACUUUUUGACAGAAAUCGCAAAAGUCAAAGCAUCAUCUUGCAUCGAGGAUCUCGGUGCAUUCAUUCACUAUUUUGACAAUAUUGCUGCAGUCUUGAAAUGCUAUGAAAAAAAUUGUGUUCCCUUGCCCUCUGAUCAAAUCAGUACCAUGUAUUUGAAACGACGGCCAACAAUUCAAGAUGAAGAAUUUGAUGCGUUGUCACCAAGUAAGUCGAACAAGCGAAAAUCAGUCAGUAUGCCACCACCUCCCAACUAA